Mus caroli (Ryukyu mouse) is the source of this 1682-nucleotide messenger RNA. It is a transcript of the gene Brd3os, whose product is annotated as BRD3 opposite strand. The record is from RefSeq and is a predicted model, not a curated record. NCBI's taxonomy places the organism in Eukaryota, Metazoa, Chordata, Mammalia, Rodentia, Muridae.
GAUGCGUCCGUCUGCAGGCGGGUCCUCGGCGCUCGGCUCGCCACGCCUGCGACGCUGCCAUGGAGACGUAGCCGCGGCCUCCUGGCUCUGCCCGGGACCUGGAUCCCUUGCGUCAGCAGGCUCACGCGUGUCCGCGAGCGCCGGUGGCAAAGUCUGCUUCGCUGGAGCAUCCGGGCAAGCGGUGACUUUGCUGGCCGCUGGGGCGUAGGGCUCGCAUCCUUCCUCCUUCCAGUAGCUCUCUGCUCCAUAGCUGAGGACCACUUCUCUCACCAGCGGAGAGGAGACCCUGGGACCACCAACCGUCUGUGGGUUAUUAAGGGACCUGCGAUUGUCCAUCCGCCUCAUCCUUCCGCUCAGCUCAUUAGCUACAUCCUUUCUUCUCUUUGCAGUGUCACCCUUGGUAAGAGUGGAAGACUGGCUAGAAGAAAGGACCUGAACCAACGCUUAGUCCACAUCCCCAUUGUGUUUUGAGUGGUAUGGACAGGCCAGCCCCUGCUGCAGACACCCUGGAUACAUCUCUUUGAGCUCAGCAGUAUUGCAGCGGUAGUGGACACCUGGCAGGCUUCCCAGGAGUGGUGUGGAGUCACUGUCAACACUAGAGCACUUUGUAGGGAAUGGCUCUCACGUGGCUUCUGAAUGGUUGGAGAUGUGUCUUGGAUUCUCCUGCCCUCCUGAGGAUCUUGCCUAUGGAAGGUCUAAGUUACCUACUUUCACUAUUAAGUUGAACAAGGACUCCCAAACUCAACAGCCAUCAAGGCUGUUGGCCAACUAGUUACAAAACAAAGCAGCCAGCUGUUCCUGGCCUAGGAGGAAAGCCAGGUGUGCAGGACGCUGGGCCUGUGGGAUGAGUGGGCGAGUCCCACUGGCAGAGAAGGCCCUGUCAGAAUCCCAUGCCCGCCUCCGGUACAGGGAUACGUCCUUGCUCAUUUGGCAACAACAGCAGCAGAAGUUGGAGUCUGUACCACCUAGUACAUACCUGAGCAGAAGCCGCAGCAUGUGGUACUCCCAGUAUGGAAAUGAGGCCAUCUUAGUUCGAGACAAAAACCAGCUUGGGGUCUCUAGGGACACUGGCCAGUCUAAGUUUUGCUCAAUCAUGUAAUUCCAGGGAGAAGACCCUUGAUGGCCAUGAAGAUCAAGCCGUGUAUAAAAACCCAACAUCCAAGAAUGUCAUCCAACACUUUAUUAGUGGCACAACAGGUACCUAGAUGCUCCUCUCACUGCCCAAGCCCAGGAAAUGCUUCCAAACAAAAGGGAAGCAAGAGAGACGCACACCCCGACCCUCACCUGCUGUGAGCUGCUGCUUGAUAGAGAAUGGAUCAGGUCCAGGGUAAGGAGGUGACUCUUCUUGCAGGGUCCCAGAUCUGUCAGCUCACUGCAGUGGCAUGUGAAAGGGGCGCAGUGCUGGUAGUGACAUUACUGCAUUGUGAUAGCAUCCACACUAGCCACCAGAUGUGGCCUCUUAUAUAGGUGUGUCGUCCUUAAGCAAAAUGUGCCCCGAAGUGAUUCCAAGCCUAAUCUAAGUGUGGGAAAAGUGGAUUCUGAUGGUGACGAAUUGGAUCCUCUCUUCUACCAGGUUGCAAAGGCACUCGUUUAGAGGCUAGCACUGUCCACCCCAUGGCUCUGCAAAUGUGGGGAUGCAUUUUGUCAAAACUGAGCUUUCUAAAUAAACAUCUUAAAGACUC